Nematostella vectensis (starlet sea anemone) is the source of this 1459-nucleotide messenger RNA. Its product is annotated as cyclin-dependent kinase 7. Gene Ontology annotation, molecular function: cyclin-dependent protein serine/threonine kinase activity; ATP binding; RNA polymerase II CTD heptapeptide repeat kinase activity. NCBI's taxonomy places the organism in Eukaryota, Metazoa, Cnidaria, Anthozoa, Actiniaria, Edwardsiidae. Bases 73 to 1113 code for a protein of 346 amino acids. The transcript is spliced from 12 exons. The record is from RefSeq and is a predicted model, not a curated record. Gene Ontology annotation, cellular component: transcription factor TFIIK complex; transcription factor TFIIH holo complex; nucleus. Gene Ontology annotation, biological process: protein phosphorylation; positive regulation of transcription by RNA polymerase II.
AGUGAUUAUUACAUGUGUGGGUAACCUGUGUGUCGGCUCAGGCUCUCAGCGGUUGAACUCAUAACAUUCAAGAUGGCGGCAAAAGUCGAACGGUCGAAACGAUACAAGAAAAUCGACUUCUUGGGAGAAGGACAGUUUGCCACAGUUUUCAAGGCUGAAGAUCAAGAAACGGGAAAUAUUGUUGCAGUAAAAAAAAUAAAAUUGGGAAAUAGAGCGGAAGCAAAAGAUGGUAUAAACAGAACUGCACUAAGAGAAAUAAAACUACUCCAAGAGUUGAGCCAUGAAAAUGUCAUAGGGCUACUGGAUGUGUUUGGUCACAAGUCAAGUAUUAGCCUUGUGUUCCCCUUCAUGGAGACUGACCUAGAGGUUUUAAUCAAAGACACAUCUAUAGUACUUAGUCCAGCUGAUGUCAAGAGCUUCACAAUAAUGACACUCAAAGGGUUGGAAUACUUGCAUUCUCAUUGGAUACUACACAGGGAUAUGAAGCCAAAUAACCUGUUGUUAGAUGACAAAGGAGUGUUGAAGAUUGGUGACUUUGGUUUGGCCAGAGCAUUUGGUAGCCCAUCAAGAGUCUACACCCAUCAAGUUGUCACUCGAUGGUACAGACCCCCUGAGCUGCUAUUUGGUGCCAGGAUAUAUGGAACUGGUGUUGACAUGUGGGCAGAAGGAUGUAUACUUGCCGAGCUACUAUUAAGGGUUCCAUUUCUCCCUGGUGCCACUGAUCUGGAUCAGCUGAGCAGAACAUUUCAAACCUUGGGUACCCCUACAGAGGAGACUUGGCCUGGAAUGACAUCUCUGCCAGAUUAUGUGGAAUUCAAACCAUUUCCAGGGAUACCACUUAAAGACAUAUUUUCGGCAGCAGGUGAUGACAUGUUAGACCUUCUAGACAGGUUACUCGACUGUAACCCCAAUGGGAGGGUCAAUGCUACUCAGGCACUCAACAUGCCAUAUUUUUCAAACAAGCCAGCGCCCACGCCUCCCCAUCUUCUACCACGGCCUAAGUCAUCUGGAAAAGUUACCAAGAAAGAGGAGGAGAAAUCCCUCAAACGAAAACUGGAGUCUGCUACAGACGGUGCCAUAGCUCAUGGGUUAGUGAAAAAGCUGGUCUUCUAAAUGGCCGAUGACUACUCGUCCUGUACAUAGCUUCAAUCAGAGUUAUUGGUUGGGCAGCGAUGGACAUCAGAAUACUUUAUUCAUUUGUGACCUUACCACGUGACCAUAAAUUGCCAAGUGUACAUGUUGGAAAACCAAUAUUCUAAUGACGCUCUGGCGCAGUUUGUAUGGUGGUGAAGAUGUUUUACAAAAAGAAUUUGCUUUGAUGCUUGAUUUCCUAGAAAGGUCUACCGCCAAAGCUCAUAUGAAAUAUAAAGUUAUUUAAUAAAGCUUAUGAAAAUCAAUAAAGAAUAUAAGGUUAUUUAGAAUAUUAAAGAAUAUUAGUUUAUUAAAGAAUCUUAGUUUA